AGGAAGCGGGGAUUUUUUGUUUGUUGUAAAAUAUACCAAGUUUAGAUGCCUCCUGCGGGAGAGAAUCGCAGGCUCUCCAGAUUUUACAUCAUCUGUACCCCUUUUUCUGCAGCACUGUGAGCGUUAAUUUAGGAUCUGUUCUUGAGCUGGCUGCCUGCAUGUUGGUUCUGUCCAGGAUUCCAUUAAAGGAAGCAGAAAUUUAUGGAGGUGUGAAGAUUUUCAGUUUUGAAUUGUAACAUUAACAGAAUUUAAUGCUUUUCUGCAGAAGAGGAGAGCAGCUAACUCCACAUUGUGCUUCAAAGGAACCAGGUUUCACCCCUAAACCUCACACUUUAACAACUUCUGAAGUGUAAAAGGCAAACGUACAAAUGUCUACCACAAGACUAAAGUGUGCUAUGUUAUGUUUUUUACCAUAAGCACCCAUAAAAUGAGCUCCAUUGCAGACAGAAAUGAUGGAAGCAUUUUUGAUGGGCUGGUGGAAGAAGAUGACAAAGAUAAAGCAAAAAGAGUGUCUAGGAACAAGUCUGAAAAGAAACGUCGAGAUCAGUUUAAUGUACUUAUCAAAGAGCUGGGUUCCAUGCUUCCAGGUAAUGCUCGGAAGAUGGAUAAAUCCACUGUACUGCAGAAGAGCAUUGACUUUUUACGGAAGCACAAAGAAAUUACUGCUCAGUCAGAUGCCAGUGAGAUUCGACAGGACUGGAAACCGACAUUCCUUAGUAAUGAAGAGUUCACACAGUUAAUGUUAGAGGCUCUUGAUGGUUUUUUUUUAGCAAUUAUGACAGAUGGAAAUAUAAUAUAUGUGUCUGAAAGUAUAACUCCCUUACUUGAACAUUUGCCAUCUGAUCUUGUGGAUCAGAGUGUAUUUAAUUUUAUCCCAGAGGGGGAACAUUCAGAAAUUUAUAAAAUAUUGUCUUCUCAUCUGCUGGAAGGAGAUUCAUUGACACCAGAAUACUUAAAAUCAAAAUAUCAACUAGAAUUUUGUUGCCAUAUGCUGCGAGGAACAAUAGAUCCAAAAGAGCAACCUACAUAUGAAUAUGUAAAAUUCAUAGGAAAUUUCAAGUGUUUGAAUAAUGUUCCCAACUCAGCGCAAAAUGGUUUUGAAGGAACUAUUCAGCGAUCACACCGGCCUUCAUAUGAAGACAAAGUUUGCUUUGUAGCCACUGUUAGAUUAGCUACACCUCAAUUUAUCAAGGAAAUGUGCACCGUUGAAGAACCCAAUGAAGAGUUCACAUCUAGACAUAGCUUAGAAUGGAAGUUCCUAUUCUUGGAUCACAGGGCACCUCCAAUAAUAGGUUAUCUUCCGUUUGAAGUUUUGGGAACAUCAGGAUAUGAUUAUUACCAUGUGGAUGAUCUAGAUAAUCUGGCAAAAUGUCACGAGCAUUUAAUGCAAUAUGGGAAAGGGAAGUCAUGUUACUACAGAUUCCUUACAAAGGGACAACAGUGGAUUUGGCUGCAAACACAUUACUAUAUCACGUAUCACCAGUGGAAUUCCAGGCCAGAGUUUAUUGUCUGUACGCACACUGUUGUAAGUUACGCAGAAGUUAGAGCAGAAAGACGACGAGAACUUGGUAUUGAGGAGUCUCUUCCAGAGAUAACAGCAGAUAAAAGCCAGGACUCUGGAUCUGACAAUCACAUAAACACAGUGAGUCUCAAAGAAGCUCUGGAAAGGUUUGAUACCAGCCCCACACCUUCUGCUUCCUCCAGGAGUUCAAGAAAAUCUUCGCACACUGCAGUAUCAGAUCAUUCAUCAACACCAACUAAAAUGACAGUGGAUACUAGCACUCCUCCAAGGCAAAACUUAUCUGGUCAUGAAAAGACUGCGCAAAGAAGAUCAUCUCUGAGUAGCCAGUCUUUAAGCUCCCAGUCUCUUGGACAACCAGUAGCACAGCCAACAGUAUCUCAGCCUGCAACUGUACAGCUCCAGUCUGGCAUGUCCCAGCCUGUGUUUCAGUUUUCAGCUCAGUUAGGAGCUAUGCAACAUCUAAAGGACCAGCUAGAGCAAAGAACACGCAUGAUAGAAGCAAAUAUUCAUCGACAGCAAGAAGAGUUGCGCAAGAUCCAAGAGCAGCUUCAAAUUGUCCAUGGUCAAGGACUCCAGAUGUUCUUGCAGCAGUCAACUUCUGGACUCAACUUUGGUUCUGUGCAGCUUGCUUCCGGAAAUUCUUCAAAUGUUCCUCAGCUUGCAUCAGUAAACAUGCAAGGUCAAGUUGUUCAGACUAAUCAGACUCAAAGUGGGAUGAACACUGGCCAUAUAAGUACUUCUCACAUGAUACAGCAACAGCCUUUGCAGAGUCCUGCAACACAGCAUAAUCAACAAAAUGUACUUAGUGGACACAAUCAGCAGUCUUCUCUUGCCAGCCAGUCACAGAACACAGUCUCGGCACCUUUGUAUAACACUAUGGUGAUUUCUCAGCCAACAACAGGAAAUGUGGUCCAGGUUCCUUCUAGCUUACCACAGAACAACAACCAGAAUGCUGCUGCAGUAACCACUUUUACACAGGAUAGACAAAUCAGAUUUUCUCAAGGUCAGCAACUUGUAACAAAACUUGUCACAGCGCCAGUAGCAUGUGGAGCAGUAAUGGUACCAAGUACUAUGUUUAUGGGACAGGUGGUGACAGCUUAUCCCACUUUUGCUGCCCAGCAGCAGCAGCCACAGACUUUGUCAAUAACGCAACAACAACAGCAGCAGCAAAGUCAGCAAGACCAUCAGCAGCAGGUCACCACAGUUCAGCAACCAGCUCAGCCGCAGCUGACCCAGCACACCCAGCAGUUCCUACAGACAUCCAGGUUACUUCAUGGAAAUCAGUCAGCUCAGCUUAUCCUUUCUGCUGCUUUCCCACUACAACAAAGCACUUUUACUCAGUCCCACCACCAGCAGCAUCAGUCUCAGCAGCAGCAGCAGCAGCCACUUUCUCGACACAGAACUGACAAGAUGACUGAUCCUUCCAAAGUGCAGCCACAAUAGCGCGGGGCUCUGCCACUUCUCGAAGUGAACUACCACGAGGGGGCUGCUCCGCCAGCAGUGGCACUGAGGCUACAGAGGUAGCAGUACAAAGGCUUUCUGACACCACGGUGUUGGGAUCAGCUUCUAACUUCUGGAAUCUGUUAAGAAAAGCCACAAGAUGAUGACGGGGACAUGGCCAACUUUGAUAGUAGCCCCAGUUUCUUGUUCUAAAGGAUUUGCUGCCAUGUGUUGAUUUGUCCAGGUGAAAUCUCAAAAUGUGACUGAAAUGUGAGGUAUGCUGAAAAUAUUGGGUUUUUUAUCAAUCCUGUACAUUUUUAAAGUAUUAAAAUGGACUUGGAGCAAUUGUUUGAAUUAGCAGAAGAAAAAAAAAAACACAAAUGCCAGGAAUAUAGUCCAAAAACCAUCUAAUUUUUUUUCAGAUGAUUAUAGGACAGUAAAUAUUUUGAAAAUGUUGUGUGAAAUCCAGUUCUCUGUUGUACAGAUGCUGUAAAAUAUUGUGUAUAUGUCUGCAUAAAAGGAGAAAGAGCAAAAUAUUUUAUAUGAUGCAUGAAAAUGUAAUCUGUUAUUUGUAGGUUUGAAUAUGUUUCCCUAAAUUCUCACGCCAUACUCAGACUAAUGUUUUCCUCUGUUCUACCCUUUUGUUUACAACAUGAUGCAUCAUUAUUUUUCACCCUUAAUGUGGGCACAAGUCUCUUGUUUGUGCUUUGUCUGUGAUGUCAGGGUUUGUUCGGUGAGGUUUAGUGUGUUGGUUUGUCGUUCUCGAGGUUAAAUUAUUGAUGAAGCUGUUUGAACUGGUGAUCAUUCAUCGGGGUUCAGGACAUUCAGAUUCAUGAAUAUCAUCCAUCAUUUCAUAAUUGAUUCAUUGCUUUAUUUGAAAAACAAAUAGGAAUUUGCACUGCUUUCUUGUGGGUGGUUUGGAAUUUUAUUCCCCAAAGCUAUCUUUUGAUAUAGUUCAUAGUUGGAAAUAUUUAUGUAAAAGGUUUAAAAAAAAAAUAUGACAGUAAUUUUCAAGAAUGUUUCAGUUAUAGGAGUAAUUUGCACAAAAAUAUAUUUACAUUUAAUAACCUUUUGGGCACUUUUUAACCACUUUCUCUGUGGUGAGAAUUGUAACUUGUUAAAAUAUGUUGGAAUCUUUUUAUUCUCCUUCAAAAAUUAGAACUGAUUCAGGGUCAUUUUAACAACAACAACAAAACCCAUAGUGCCUUGAUUUUAAUUCAGGUGAUAAUGUUUAACAUCUUGAAUUACAAUGUCUUGAAUCUGUAACCAUUUUCAAUUUUGAAGUCUUAGUACAUUGUCAACCAGACUUGUCUAUCUACUUCAUAGAUAUUUCUGUAAUUGUGUUGAUUUUAUAGUGGUCUGAGUUAAGACCAUGAUCAUUUUGGACUGGUACUCCCCCUCAAACACUAGCCAGGAACAGAGGAGUCUCUCAAAUCUCAGACUUGGAAGGUAAUACUCUUUAGAAGAUUAAAAGACCUAAAAGUACAGAACUCCUUUUGCAGGAGGAGGAAUAUUAAGCUGAUUUUGUUGUUGUUGUUGUUGUUUUGGGGUGUUCUAUUUUUAUUCAUCUUCAUAGCAUUUAAAGUGUUUUAGGGGAGAUCGUGAUUGCAUUCAGCACUACCAGACUAUUGAUUUAAGAGAUAUCAUUGAACUAAGACUUCAGAAGGCAACUUCACUCGAUAAAGAAAAUAAAAAGUUCCAACAGAUAUGAUGUGCUAUUUUAAGUAAAUGUUCAGUAGGUUUUUAUGGCACUAGUUUGUGGAAACCAGAACUUCAGAGGAAAAUGAAUAAAUGCUGAUAGAUUCUGAUAAUUAAAAGUAGUAAAAGCAGUUGAAGUUAGUACUAGGGAGGGAAAGCUGGAUUAAGCUUGAAUACUGAGGAGGAGUUGAAUGAAUGUAACCAAACGAUGAUGGACUGGUUUGUACUACGAAACAGUUUGAUUGUAUUGCUGGAUGAACCAAACCCGCAGGAAGGUGUUACCAGUUUAGCCAAGCAUGUUGGUUGCGUUUUGACGCUAGCCUUUGCCCCUGCAUGUGUCCUAUCAUUAGAUCUUUCUUAUUCCCCAGUUAUAAAGCAAGCAUUUGGCACCAAAAAGCACGGAAGUGAAUAAGGAAGGAGAGAGAAACGGUACCAAAGAGAAUCAGACUGCUUUCUGCUCCAAGAAGCCUCUUGCAACCUGGAGCAAGGAACAGAUGCCAAUACCAAACAUAGCAAGGAAUACUCCCCUUCUGUAAAGGGAUUUCUAGCAUUCUCUGGGUUGGAAUACUUGUCAGAAACCUAUUUGUGUAGAGUUCUAUGUGCAGAAAUCCUGCCUGGCUCUUGUAUCCCUACUAUGCCAUUCCACCUGUUUCUGAAUGAAGCUGCCUUUGACUACAGAGGUCUGUGCUAUCAGUACUUUAGCUUAGUGAAAAAUAGGUUAGAUAAAAA
Pezoporus flaviventris is the source of this 5389-nucleotide messenger RNA. It is a transcript of the gene CLOCK, whose product is annotated as clock circadian regulator. Gene Ontology annotation, biological process: circadian regulation of gene expression; regulation of transcription by RNA polymerase II. The record is from RefSeq and is a predicted model, not a curated record. The transcript is spliced from 22 exons. Bases 401 to 2965 code for a protein of 854 amino acids. Gene Ontology annotation, molecular function: E-box binding; protein dimerization activity; DNA-binding transcription factor activity, RNA polymerase II-specific. NCBI's taxonomy places the organism in Eukaryota, Metazoa, Chordata, Aves, Psittaciformes, Psittacidae. Gene Ontology annotation, cellular component: nucleus; CLOCK-BMAL transcription complex; cytoplasm.